This is a messenger RNA of Aplysia californica (California sea hare), 261 nucleotides long. RefSeq lists its product as uncharacterized. Lineage: Eukaryota; Metazoa; Mollusca; Gastropoda; Aplysiida; Aplysiidae. The record is from RefSeq and is a predicted model, not a curated record.
GGAGCGCAGAGCUAAUCACAGUCAAAGAAGGGAGAGUGAGAUUGUGAGAGCAGAACUCUUUUCUACGGAUUUAUAAAUAACACUGUGUGUGCAUCAUGACGUAAGCACUGCCCAGUGGUCAGCAUGCCCCCUCUGACCGCCGCCCACUAUGUCCUGUUAGUCUUCAGUGCCAUCCUCUUUUCCGCGUUCCUCUUGGGGUUCGUCUUCCUUCUGCACAGGGAGAAACAGAAGAAGAACUGGGAGAGAGAGAAGAAAUUCAGG